AUGCCGGCCGUUCGAUUAUCUCGCAGAAGGCGUUCCUCUCUUGGUAUUUCACUAACACCCGUCAAGCCUGGCAAUUACGGAAUCUACUCACCACCCGCUCGACCUGUCACCUUUGCACCGAACGUAACGCCUGGCACGUACGUUGAGCCCGAAGACGAUGAGGACAACGACGGCAACGAAGAUAACUCGUCACCAACAUCGGCGCUCUUCCCCCCUUCGGAAGUACCUGCCCCUACCCCAGCUCGUAGACGUGUCCCUCCCGGAAAGCGGCGGUCGCUGGGUUAUAUCCCCCGCCCGCCCAAUGCUUUCAUGCUGUUCCGUGCAGAUUUCGUCCGUCAGAAGCACGUUCCUGGAUCGAUUGAGACGAACCAUGGAUCCUUGUCCAAGAUCAUUGGCAAUUGUUGGAGAGCUCUUCCCCUUGACGAGAAGCGUGUCUGGGAAGUAAAGGCAAAGCAUGCGAAGGCUGAGCACAAAGCCCGCUAUCCCAACUACCGCUUCCGCCCCGUUCACAACAAGAACAAGGACAAGAAGAAAGACAAGGCUCAGACGACGCCCGACGAUGAGCGCCGUUGCGAGGAGGUUGCUCAGCUCCUACUUGAAGGCAAGAAAGGUGACGACCUCGCCGCUGCGGUCCGUGAUCUUGACCGUCUGCGCUCGCGAACGCCGCCGGCACUCCCCCAGUCGCACCACGCACUUGCUCCCCAGGAGUUUGGAAUCUACGCCCACCGCCGCUCUUCCUCCGUCCCACUCCCAAGCGAAUACUUCCCUAACAUGUAUUUCUCCCAUGGCCACGUUCCGUCAAACCCUAUCGCCCUUCCUUCGCUCCCUCCAUUUUCUUCCCGUCCUGCUUCGCCGGUGCGAAGUAUAUCCCGAUCACAGCGCAUGAUGCUUGGACAACGCCGUGCUUCCAGUGCGCGCCCGGCAGCUAUGUUCCGCUCAUGGACCAUGCCCACCCCGGCUACUCUUCCUCGUGACGAUUCCCCAUUACCGGAGCCCGAUACCUCUCUGUUCGAUCCCACUUUCCUCGACUCUUCCUUCUCUUACCCCAUCCACGACGGCUCCACCAUUGAUGCUUCCCACGCCCACCCUUUCACCGUUAGCAGUCUGAUGAACAACAUUCCGAGACAGGCACUUGGUCCACUCGACACUGUUCCUCACUCCGUGGAAUACGAUCUCUCGCCAAGUGAUACAUCGCCGAGCUCAUUCACCGGUCUUUCCGCAUCAUCGUCGACCCAAACAUUGCCAGAGGUGGACCCACACGGAUGGUAUCCCCUUGAUUCUUCCCAUCAAGCUAAUAUUACAUCAUCGUAUCCAUCGACAACAUAUUCCGGCUCUCCUGAUCAUUCUGAUCACGUCCUCCUCCCCGUUGUCCACGCCCCCCAGCCACAGGCCGUCAAUCACGCGAUGCCCUUCGCUGAUAUGUGGUCAGAGCACGCAGGCCAGUCUGGCUACGAUGGAUCCGCCCCAAUGAUGGGAGGAGAUCAUAACCAACAGAUGAUGGGGCUGUUCGCUAGUCAGGCUAUUGAUCAACCAACAGGAUGCGGGCAAGAAAUGUCUCAAGGGUACGAUCCCAUCUUUGACCAUGGUUUCGAACAGAACUGGGGCGCCAAUUACGAAUAUAACGACAUCGUACACCACGCUUAA
Molecule: messenger RNA, 1644 nt
Organism: Pleurotus ostreatus (oyster mushroom)
Lineage: Eukaryota; Fungi; Basidiomycota; Agaricomycetes; Agaricales; Pleurotaceae
Exons: 3
Coding region: 1-1644 (547 amino acids)
Biological process (GO): negative regulation of transcription by RNA polymerase II; anatomical structure morphogenesis; cell differentiation
Molecular function (GO): DNA-binding transcription factor activity, RNA polymerase II-specific; RNA polymerase II cis-regulatory region sequence-specific DNA binding
Source: RefSeq, a predicted model, not a curated record